Messenger RNA from Dendronephthya gigantea, 627 nucleotides. RefSeq names its product protein canopy homolog 4-like. Lineage: Eukaryota; Metazoa; Cnidaria; Anthozoa; Malacalcyonacea; Nephtheidae. The transcript has 5 exons. The record is from RefSeq and is a predicted model, not a curated record. Bases 1 to 627 code for a protein of 208 amino acids.
AUGGCACGAGUAACUGGAGUCAUGAUGUUCAUUGUAUUCGUCGUCAAACGAACAGAAUCAAACGCAGAGGCGGAAACACAGCAGACAAAACCGGAUCCAUACUUUGAAGAGUGGAAAGACAAUGCGUGGCAAAGACCAAGUCGAUGUCAUGUUUGUCGACUUCUUGUCAGAGAGCUGUACGAGUCAUUUACUCGGACAAAGAGGAAAGAUAUACUUUACACUGAAUAUCAACUUGAUGAACAACCGUUGAAGAAGAAGAUAGUAUAUGAAAAAUCGGAAAUAAGAUUGCUUGAAACAAUGGAAAAUGUUUGUGAUCAAAUGAAAUCCUAUGUUUCCAGAGCUAGACGGAAAUUCCCUUACGUGAAAGGAGCAAAAAGUCAUUUUCGGGAAGGAUUAGACAAUAUGCUGGCGAACUCUACAGUGAAGUUGAAUAUCGAAGCACCUCCGGACGACUUGGUUGAUGAUAGUACAAAAGAAAUUAUUCGACUGAAGUUCAAGUGCGUACAUAUGCUGGAAGAAUUUGAAGAAGACAUUACAGAAUGGUAUUUUAACUAUAGAGAAGAAAAUCUGUUGGAGUGGUUAUGUAAAUUUCGCGUGUUAGCGGUAGAGGAACAAGGUAGUGAAUAA